UUAACGCAUCCCUCAUGUUCUUUCUUUUGAUCUCUCUCUUCAUCUCUAUCAAUCUUCCCACAUCUCGGGGUGCUGAUAAUGAUGUUCGCUUCACAAACUGCACAAAUAACUCCUUUAGCUGUGGAUUCAUUUCCAAGCUCGCAUAUCCCUUCUGGGGAGAAAACAGAGCCGAGUACUGUGGACUUCCUGAUUUUCAACUCAAAUGCGAAGCCAAUAUCCCAAAGAUAAUCACACAGUCCCUCACAUAUCGAAUCCUUGAUCUGAACUCAACUUCACAGACUCUUAGGGUUGCUAGGGACGAUUACUAUGACACUAUCUGUCCAAGCCGUUACAAAAACAACACCUUUGAUCCAACAUCAUUCAAAUACGUAGAAUCAACUAAGAAGCAGGAUUUGCGAGUCAAGGCUACAAUAGGAAUAUCAGUUGGAAUUGGUGGAACUGCUCUAAUCUCUGGUGUGAUUAUUUACAUUUACAAGAAGUACUUGACAGUUGAAAAACAUAAAAUCUUGAAAGAGAUGGGAGUGAGAAACUAUGGCCCUUUGGCACUAAGGCAAUAUAGUUAUUCAGAAGUGAAAAGAAUGACAAAGUCAUUUUCAGACAAAUUAGGUGAGGGAGGAUAUGGUGUUGUAUAUAAAGCAAGCCUACCUAAUGGUCGUCCUGUCGCAGUGAAAGUAAUAAAGGAAUCUAAAGGAAGUGGAGAAGAAUUCAUGAAUGAAGUUGCAAGUAUUAGCAAAACUUCUCAUGUCAACAUAGUCACUCUUCUUGGAUUUUGUUAUGAAAGGAGGAAAAGAGUACUAAUCUAUGAGUACAUGUCAAAUGGUUCGUUGGAUAGCUUCAUCUAUAACAGAGGAUCUCUGAAUGCUUUUUGUUCUUUAGAGUGGAAAGUAUUGUUCCAAAUUACUAUUGGCAUUGCUCAAGGGCUUGAGUACUUGCAUAGGGGCUGUAACACAAGAAUUUUACACCUUGAUAUCAAACCCCAAAACAUUCUUCUAGAUGAAGAGUUUUGCCCAAAAAUAUCUGAUUUUGGGUUAGCUAAAUUAUGCCAAAAGAAGGAGAGUAUUGUGUCAAUCUUGGGCCCAAGAGGUACAAUAGGAUUUAUUGCACCGGAAGUAUUCAAUAGAGCAUUUGGUGGAGUUUCUCACAAAGCUGAUGUUUAUAGCUAUGGCAUGUUGGUCAUUGAAAUGGUUGGAGGAAGGAAGAAUUAUGACAGCGGAGGAUCACAUACUGAAGAAAUGUAUUUUCCAGAUUGGAUUUAUAGGGGUCUUGAAAAAGGUAAGCACCCAGCUAGUUCUUUGGCAAUCACAGACGAAGAGAAUGAGUUGGUAAGGAAAAUGACAUUGGUGAGUUUAUGGUGCAUUCAAUUAAAUCCUUCAGACAGACCAGUUAUGAGUAAAGUGGUAGAAAUGUUAGAAGGACCCCUUGAAUCAUUAUCCAUUCCUCCUAAGCCAUCCUUGCAAUCCCCUACAAGAUCACCAUUACGAUUCUCAUCAAAGGGUUCAUCCGAUGAAAUCAUUCAGACAAAUUCAAUAAGCACUUAACUUACAUAAAUCUACUUGAUGUUGUGCUGGGGAGGCCAAUUCAUUUUCUAAAUUGGUUGACCUUGUUAUGCUUAAAAGACAGGUGACUUCUGUGCGACUUGUACAAAGAGUUAUAAGUAUAAGCUCUUAGCUGAUAUAAUCAGCCUGCUGCUAAGAUCAAUUUAACUGCAUGUAUCUCUAAUCCAUGGAAAAUUUCCAAUUGUUGCUUCCUUGCCUGUUUAUAUGAGAAGCAAUACCUAAAUGGU
Molecule: messenger RNA, 1783 nt
Organism: Prosopis cineraria
Lineage: Eukaryota; Viridiplantae; Streptophyta; Magnoliopsida; Fabales; Fabaceae
Product: LEAF RUST 10 DISEASE-RESISTANCE LOCUS RECEPTOR-LIKE PROTEIN KINASE-like 2.4
Exons: 3
Coding region: 15-1538 (507 amino acids)
Biological process (GO): protein phosphorylation
Molecular function (GO): protein kinase activity; ATP binding; polysaccharide binding
Source: RefSeq, a predicted model, not a curated record